UCCAGCCUCUAGCAAACAGAUCAGUGUCCCAUUCCCAUCCUCCAGUAGCGCGACAUAACGUUUGUGGUGAAGCGUAUCAUUUUUAUUAUUUUUCACACUUCAAUUUUCUACUAAGGAAAAGGUUAAAACCGAUCUGAACCGACUGUGAACCAUCAGGAAUCUCGAUUUUUCAAGUGUCCUGCAUAUUAUCAAAGUGUUGCAGAAUAUUAGCAAUAUUGGCAGCAGCUGUCGUAAAAUAUUAUUGUUAUCAAAAACCGCUCCCAAAUUGUAUACUGCAGAAGAAAUAGUGGCUGCUGCGGAACUUUUAUUUUUUGCAUUGAAGAAUUCGUUUAUGAUGGAAGUGGUAAUUUGAUGUUUCACUAUGAAAAUGCAAUGCUCGGGGAUAGAAGCAAAAUGAGUAGUAAGUGGCAGAGUUUGCAGAGUAGUAUGGCGUUAAAUGUUGAUUAGUGUUGCUUUAGCUUAAACGGAUGUCGCCGUAAAAGCGUAAACAAAGAAACCCGAACUUCCCCAGUAGUCCGUAUUUAAUAAACCCCUCCGAAAAGGUCACAAGCCCAACCCACGUCCCGCCUGGUUAUGUUUUCAUAUUAGAAUUGUGAUAAUUUCAACGACCACGAGCAAGAUAAAGAAAAAAUCAUCUCAAAUUUUGAGUUGUAAGGAAAAAAAGUGGCAGUAAUUCAGUGUAAACACUUCCAGACAGCAGCGAAACGUGUGCCAAGCAAAGAGAGCACUGGCUGUGAAUUUUGUGCUGCUGUUCUAUUUUUUUCGCCUCGUUGGCAUUCCCAAAUCUGUACGCGCGUUGUAUCGCCACUGCGAUCCUGAGCAGCAAAAGAAAGCUGAAACGAGGUGUCUCCUUUCUCCCGCUGUCACGUCUCCAUCCAUCAUCAAAACCCACCUUCAUCGUCUGCGAACCCAGCAAACAACAGUAACAGAACGGCAAUCUCUCCCCGCGAAUCUCUCUGUAUCUCUCUCUUAUAAGCGAUAGAGCAAUAGAAAGCAAGGACCAAUUCUGCAUACCCCGCAUUCAAGCUUAUUUGUAUUAGAUAACCUAAUAUAACGUCAAAAGCACAAACUAUGGCUGGGCCAGAAAUCACUUUUAUCUUCCAAUUCGGUAACCUGCGGGACAUCGUAACCGUGUCCAGUCAGGCACUGACGCUGAAAAAGCUCAAGGAUCUAGCCUGUGAUUUUAUCAAUACUAAGAUUCCGGAAAAUGGCUUGAAUCGUCUGUCCGAUCGUCUACUUCUUUUCCGCCAUGACUACAGCUCAUCCAACGUACUCCAGAUGAUUAAUUCCGCAUCAGAAAUUGUCGACGAGACUUUAGUGGAAGUCGUACUUACUGCCAAUCGUAAGUGUAUUAUUACUAACAUAACCAGAUGCGUCAAUAACGUUAUUUUCUUUCUUUCCAAAUCAGCCAUCAGUGCUCCCGGAUCGGACGAUAUUCCGCUAGUGAGACCACACGCUCUAGCGGUGCACUCAUACAAGGCGCCAACUUUCUGCGACUUUUGCGGUGAGAUGCUGUUCGGAUUAGUUCGCCAGGGGCUCAAGUGCGAAGGGUGUGGCCAAAACUAUCACAAGCGGUGUGUCAUCAAAGUGCCAAACAACUGCAGCCGGGUGGAGCAUACCGGUGCACUGCUGAAUGCCGGCAGCAACCGGCGCACCUCGCUGCAACCACCGCGAAGCCCAUCGGCCGGCUCGAGCAGUUCGCUCAUAUCUGACGACCAGACGACCAGCGGAUCCGGCUCACUGCUGCUCAACGCAUCUGGUGGUGCUGGCACCGCUAACAUCCGGCAGAACAGAUCGCCGUCACUUGGAAGCCGCGGUGGAACCGUUGGCAGCAUUAAAAUACCUCAUAGUUUUUCCAUACAUACCUACACCCGUCCGACGGUUUGCCAGUAUUGUAAAAAAUUGCUACGUGGAUUGUUCAAGCAGGGUGUCCAGUGCCGUGACUGCCAUUACAAUGCGCACAAAAAAUGUGUAGAACUGGUGCCGAAAGAUUGCACCGGGGAGAACACACAACCGGUGGACCCGCAUGAAGACCGAGGCUCAGGCGGUGAACGGGAUACGAUGCUGUACAAAGAGGAUGCCGGUGACGAAAGUGAUUUCGACGACAAUCUUUGCGCUGGAAGUGGAAUGAAUAAUAACAACAGCAUUAGUCAAAAUCGUAAUGUGAAUCUGAUGAACACUGCCCCUCCCGUGAAGAUCAACGGUUUGAUUUCUCCCAUGCACGAUGACGGUGAAUGUGGUGGAAAUCGGCUGGAAGUUAUAUGCGAACAAUCACGGCAAUCGAGCGAUUCCUCGUCCUCCCCUAGUGCCAACAUUCCUUUGAUGCGAAUCGUGCAAUCCGUGAAGCACACCAAAAGGCGCGAUGGUCGUGCCGUCAAGGAGGGUUGGUUGGUACACUUCACAAACAAGGACAAAUCCGUUAAGCGGCACUACUGGCGUCUAGAUUCGAAGGCAAUAACUUUGUUCGUGUCGGACCAGGGCAGCAAGUACUAUCGCGAGAUACCACUGAACGAAAUACUCACGGUGGAUUCGGCCAGAAAUAUGCAGGGAGAAGUGCUUCAUUGCUUCGAGAUUCGAACGGCCAAUGUUGACUAUUUUGUAGGCCAAGAUCCGUUGUACAAUUUGAAAGAAGGCGAUCCGAUGCUUGCGCUUCCCCCUCCCGAUAGUGGAAUAGGCGCUUAUUUAGCAAAAAGCUGGGAAACGGCUAUCAGACAAGCACUGAUGCCGGUCACCAGUACGCGAUCGGAGUCAACUGGUGGAAGUGAACCGGAAGAAAAGGUAACCGACAUGAGCCAGCUGUAUCAGAUCUUCCCGGACGAGGUACUAGGCUCUGGCCAGUUCGGAAUCGUGUACGGUGGGAUACAUCGGAAAACGCACCGGACAGUGGCCAUCAAAGUUAUCGAUAAACUUCGGUUCCCAACCAAGCAAGAAGCACAGUUGAAAAACGAAGUUGCCAUCCUGCAGAACCUAUCCCAUGCGGGAGUUGUGAAUCUGGAGCGGAUGUUUGAAACGCCUGAGCGAAUAUUCGUUGUGAUGGAAAAGUUGAAGGGUGACAUGCUGGAGAUGAUUCUGUCGCACCAGAAUGGUCGGCUAAACGAAAGGGUCACGAAGUUUCUGAUCACACAGAUCCUUGUAGCAUUGAAGUAUUUGCACAGUAGAAACAUCGUUCAUUGUGAUCUUAAGCCAGAGAAUGUUCUCUUGUCGUCGGACAACGAGUUUCCACAGGUGAAAUUAUGUGAUUUUGGCUUUGCUCGUAUAAUCGGCGAGAAAUCCUUCAGGCGCUCUGUCGUCGGUACGCCCGCAUAUCUGGCACCGGAGGUGUUGCGGAAUAAAGGUUACAAUCGAUCGCUGGACAUGUGGAGCGUUGGGGUGAUUAUUUAUGUCAGCCUAAGUGGUACUUUUCCAUUCAACGAAGACGAAGACAUCAAUGAUCAAAUUCAGAAUGCUGCCUUUAUGUAUCCACCAAAUCCUUGGAAGGAGAUCUCCUCCGAUGCUAUUGAUUUGAUCAACAAUUUGCUGCAGGUGAAGCAGCGAAAGCGCUUUACGGUGGACAAAAGUCUGCUGCACUGUUGGCUGCAAGAUCUGCAAACGUGGAACGAUUUGCGUGCGCUAGAGGUGCAGGUAGGGCUACGCUAUCUAACGCACGAAUCAGAUGACGCUCGCUGGGGCACAUCAGCUUGCGUUGGUGGCAUCCCUUGACCAGCGGAGACCUUGCACACCAAUGCGUCCGCAGCAACAGCGACAAAUCAUAGCUCACUCGCAAUUACUGGCAAUUGCGUCGGUGGGGACAGCAGCAGCAGCAACAACAGCACCGUUAGCAAUCAGGCAUCGCCCAAGCUUAAUGACUUCCGCGGUAAAGCGUUCAAGUGGGUACGGGGACGUCUUUGCCGAUUAAUUAAGGCCUAGAAAAGAAACACCGUCACCAGUGAGUACAUUUUACACCUAAACAUACUUAACAAAGAGUGAGAUUCCUUCAAAGGACGCCACGACGUCCUUCGAACCCGUUGCCUGCAUAGAGAAAAAGGCAGCGUGCCGUAAUAUUUCGUCACAAUUUCAACGUUAUCUAACUGAACUUGGUCUACUGUUAAAAGUAGAUGACUUUAUUUUCUCCCUACAUUAGUCCAACUGGUGGAAAGACAUCAAUUUUCUAAUAAUUGGUAGUUAAGCGUCCGAAUCAUUUAAUUUCAGUAAUUCGAAUAUUCAAUAUACGAGAAUACCAAUAACAUACAAGAACAAACAAAAACAACAAAUUAAAGGAAUUGAGAAGUUUGUAGUAAUUAAACUGAAAGUGUAUGUAAAUUUGCUAAAAGUUCACUGGGUGCAUAGAUAUCGGGUCUAUAUUCUCUUCUAAAUUGGUCAUCGAAAUAUAUACUACAGUUAUCUAUUUUUAUACUUUCAUAAUUGAAACGUAGAUCUGCAGGAAACGAAUCUGACGUUACAUCAGUUCUAAUAUAAAUAAAAAACUACACAACUCUAUUAUUAUAUCGGAGAUUAACAACACCGUACUAAGAUAAUAUUUUAAUUUAUAUAUGGCCAUCCUCCUGAUCCAUACUUAAAAUACCGUAGCGGUCAAAACUGCUCAGAUUGUAUGUCGUUUGAGGUUGUUCUUUUUAAUUUCGCUCUUUUAUGUGGAGUUAUUUAAACCUAUCGGAAACACAUGACGAUCAAAUUUACUCUAAACUGCAAAAUAAACUCAACACUAGGUGCUUUUUUUAUUUUUGGACAAACUACGUUCGACGCGAAAAUAAAUUAUUUGAAUUUCAAAACGAAAAUGUAAUCUUUUCACAACUAAGUCUGUUAAAGUUGUUGAAGGAAAUUUGAUCGACCAACUUUGUGGUGGAAUGUAUUUCCUAUGAUAAUACUCUAACACUGCUUAUAGGUAUACUCAAUUUUACAGAAUCUGAAAGCUCCAGAUAGAAAGAGGUGCCUGUCAAGGUUCCACCAAUUCUCUUCUGUUCAAUGAACUUUAAAAAACUUCCUUAUACUUAGUACUCCGUCUUUACUAUGAUAUAAUCAAAUGAUGGAUUUUUCGUUAUUUUUUAUUACGUACUCACAUUAUUUUUUAUACUUUAUUUAUAAGAAAAAUGCAAUGAAUCUGUAUUAUUGUUACAAAACAAAACAUUCCCUAGAAUCCUAAAAACUUAAAAACUUUUUUAUGGUCUUCCCAGGAAAUAAAAUCUAUGUGUUUUCUUUUGUUAA
Wyeomyia smithii (pitcher-plant mosquito) is the source of this 5199-nucleotide messenger RNA. It is a transcript of the gene PKD, whose product is annotated as serine/threonine-protein kinase D3. Gene Ontology annotation, biological process: protein phosphorylation. The coding region runs from base 1072 to 3699 and encodes 875 amino acids. The record is from RefSeq and is a predicted model, not a curated record. Gene Ontology annotation, molecular function: protein serine/threonine kinase activity; ATP binding. The transcript is spliced from 8 exons. Lineage: Eukaryota; Metazoa; Arthropoda; Insecta; Diptera; Culicidae.